AUGAAGUGUCACGCAGGGAGCCUCUCAGCAAACCUACCUGCGUUGAAGGUGACUGGAUGGUCCCGUUGCGUGGCAUCUCGUCAACCAAUCACAGUGGGCGUCUGUGGGCCUAAGCGCCCCUUGUGGCCUAGCUCGGAGAAACCGUUCAACUUUCAUACUUUGGCAAAGCUCCAUGACAUAGGCCUGGGCAAUGACUUUUUGGAUAUGACCCUGAAAGCCCAGCAACAGAAGCAAAAAGGCCAUGCGACCAUACCAAAGUGCCCCCGCCUUCCCUGGUCCCCAACAGUCACUCUCUGUUCUUGCCAUCUAAUGGCCGCUGCCUCCACCAUGGCUGAGGCUUCCUCUGAGACAACCUCAGGGGAAAACCAGAGCAUCCAGGAGCCCAAAGAGGCCAACUCCACGACGGUCCAGAAGCAGAAGAGGCGAGGACGCCGAGGCUCCCGCAGGCGCCACGCCAACUGCCGCGGGGACAGCUUCGCCCCCUAUUUCCCCCGGGUGCUGAAGCAGGUUCACCAGGGCCUCAGCCUUUCCCAGGAGGCCGUGAGUGUCAUGGAUUCUAUGGUCCAUGACAUAUUGGACCGCAUCGCCACUGAGGCUGGUCAGCUGGCCCGUUACACCAAGCGCGUGACCAUCACCUCCCGGGACAUCCAGAUGGCCGUGCGCCUGCUGCUGCCGGGGAAGAUGGGCAAGCUCGCCGAGGCCCAGGGCACGAAUGCCGCCCUCAGAACUUCAUUAUGUGCGAUAUGGCAACAGAGAAAGUGA
Molecule: messenger RNA, 762 nt
Organism: Pongo pygmaeus (Bornean orangutan)
Lineage: Eukaryota; Metazoa; Chordata; Mammalia; Primates; Hominidae
Product: histone H2B type F-M-like
Exons: 4
Coding region: 1-762 (253 amino acids)
Cellular component (GO): nucleosome
Molecular function (GO): protein heterodimerization activity; DNA binding; structural constituent of chromatin
Source: RefSeq, a predicted model, not a curated record